AUGAGACCAACCUUAGACCUCGAAAUUGAAGCUAUAUCGGAACAUGAUCACUCCGACAGUACCAGUAGCCAAGUCGCAUCAAACCUGUCUCCAGUCGGAGACGAAUACAGAUGCAUCUCACUGAAUCUUAGCCUCUGUUCUAAAAACAACAACAAUUUGGAUCUUGAAUCAUCGUCUUUGACGCUGCCACUUUCCAGCACGAGCGAGAGUAGCAACCCAGAGCAACAACAACAACAACCGUCUGUAUCAAAGAGAGUCUUCUCUUGCAACUACUGCCAAAGAAAGUUUUACAGCUCACAGGCUCUUGGGGGUCACCAAAACGCUCAUAAACGCGAGAGAACACUCGCCAAGCGCGCCAUGCGUAUGGGUCUCGCUGGGGUCUUCCCGAGUAGAGGAUCCAAUAGUAAGUAUGCGGCUGCUGCUACAGCAGCUGCUCUUUCGUGCUUGCCGCUACACGGAAGCGGGAACAUAACCUCAUUCAGGACUUUGGGAAUUCGGGCUCAUGCCUCGUCCCAUGACCUCGGCAUUACAAGGCCGACACCAGAAACUAUUAUCAGGAACUUUGCCAGGUUUAACCAAGGGUAUUUCAGUAAUUGUGUACCCUUUUUCGUGGAGGAUGACGAUGCCGAGAUGCUAUGGCCGGGGAGUUUCAGGCAAGCAGCUCAUGCGGUUGCGGCUGAAGCGGUUAAUGAUAACUUAGGUGAAAGUAAAGCGGAUUUCUUGGAGGUUAAACAAGCAAUGGAUAUGGAGAGUUCUCUUCCUGAUCUAACCUUAAAGCUUUGA
This is a messenger RNA of Arabis nemorensis, 783 nucleotides long. Lineage: Eukaryota; Viridiplantae; Streptophyta; Magnoliopsida; Brassicales; Brassicaceae. The record is from the annotation of a GenBank genome assembly.